UUGUUCCUUAGUUUACACAAUUUAUUUCAUAAGAUUUUUUUAGUAUCGUUAAGCUUUCGUAAAGCCGUUUCGCUUAAACGAUAAAGGAAGCACUAAUAUGACUAUCGCUCUUCACGAAAUCCUUAAAAUACGUAUCCUCGAUGCUAUAAGAUCUGUUCAACCUCCUGGAGGCUGGAAGGUUGUGGUGGUAGAUGAAGCAUCAUUAAAGAUCAUAGAGUCUGCUUGUAAGAUGUUUGACAUUCUCGAAGAGAAAGUAACUUUGGUAGAAAAUCUUGAAAAACCCCGUCAAGCUUAUCAAUCACUUGAUGCUGUCUAUAUAAUUACUCCAACUUACGAAUCUAUCAAUAAAGUGAUCGAAGAUCGUAAAAACGGACCGUUAUACGCUGGUGUUCAUUUAUUUUUUACGUCAAGACCCGAUGAUCGAUUACUUCACAUGGUAGACAGCUCAUUACCGAAAGAAUAUAUGAGACAACGUCAUGAUCUCUUUAUCGAGUUUCAUGCUAAGGAAGCACAUGUUUAUUCAUUCGAAUCACCUUCAAGUUUUUUCAAAUUAUAUUCACCUGCGGAUACAGAAUUUGAUAAUGAAUUAAGGAUAAUUGCUAAAAAACUUCUUUCUGUAUGUAUUUCCAUGGGCGAAAAUCCAUUGAUUCGUUAUCAAAGAUCUCUCGAUUCUGAUCAUGCUACAAAAGCUCUACCUUAUAAAUUGGCAAUGUUAGUUCAAAAUGAAUUGGAUUCUUAUGUCAGGCUAAACCCAGGAUUUCCCCCACAAGAUUCUCCACGUCCACGUGGUAUUUUAUUUAUUGUGGACAGGACUAUUGAUAUGUAUGCUCCAUUUUUACACGAAUUUACCUAUCAAGCAAUGGCUAAUGAUCUUUUGCCAAUUGAAAAUGGUCAUAAGUAUGAGUAUAACUAUACUGGUGAAGAUGGUACUCAAGCAACAAAAGAAGCUAUACUUGAUGAAUCUGAUAAAAUUUGGGUUGAAAUUCGACAUAAACAUAUGAAGGAUUGUAUUGAUAAGCUUAUGAAAGAUUUUAAUGAGUUUUUAACCGACAAUCAGGGGUUCGCUGAAAAAGAUAAAGCUGUUAAUUUGAAUGAUAUGAAAAAAAUGUUGGCAACCUUACCACAGUUUCAAAAUAUGAAAGAAAAGUUUUCCGUACAUUUAAAUAUUGCACAAGAAUGUAUGUCUUUGUUUGAGAGAGAAAGACUUGCAGAAACAGCAACAAUGGAACAGAAUUGCGCUACAGGACAUACAGCCGAUGGUGCACACCCAAAAACCUUGGUUGAAGAUAUGGUCCCACUAUUAGAUAAUCCUGUUGUGAGUUCGUUAAAUAAGACUAGAAUGCUUAUGUUAUAUAUUAUGUAUAAGAAUGGUAUUCUUGAAGAGGAUAGACGUAAAUUGCUUGCUCAUGCAAGAAUUACAUUAGAGGAGAAUGAUGCUUUGAAUAAUUUGACGUUAUUUGGAAUCAAAUUGCUUAGAGCUUCAAAGAACAUUAAAAAGAAUAAGAAAUAUCGACAAAAACCAAGUGAUGAUAUUCAAUAUGAAAUUUCCCGUUAUAUUCCAAGACUAAAGCUCGUUAUAGAGAGUCAUAUUAAUGGCCAAAUAGAUCACACUGCGUAUCCAUAUACAAAAGAUCCAACAGGAGAUCCUGAUGGUUCAAAAGGAACACAACAAGGUCCUGUAUCUUUAAGAAGCGCAAGAGCUGGAUGGUAUAAAAAAGGCCAGGCGGUUGAAAAUCGAGUAGGAAGGAUAAUAGUUUUCGUUGCUGGUGGAGUUACAUAUUCUGAACUUCGUAGCGCUUACGAGAUUAGUGAAAAUGAAAAAUUGAAAAAAGAUGUCGUUAUUGGAUCGACACAUAUCAUUACACCUCAACAAUUUGUUGAUGAUUUGAAAGUUCUUCGAACGAGAGGAUACGCGCAACCUCCAGUGCAGCCUCAAUUUCAACAACCUCAAUUGCAACAACCUCAAUUGCAAUCUACCCCACCACAAUUACCACCUCGUCAAGGAUUACCACCAAAACCGGAUAAUGCACCAAAUUAUUAUAUUCAACCGCAACCGCAAUCGCAGCAACAACAACAAAAUAGAUAUUACCCAGGUGGACCGGUGGUGGAUAUGGUGGAUAUCAACAAGGAUAUUCACCUUCUGGAUAUCCCCAAGGACAACCAAGCUAUCAAACACAAGCUCAAACUCCAUAUGGCUAUGGAAUACCACCAAAUCAACCAAAUCAACAAUAUGCUAAUCUUCAAAAACCAUCUUCGGCUGGUUCAUCAUCAUCAACAAGUUCAUCAAAACCUAAAUCUAAACUUUUUGAAAAGUUUGGUAAAUAUUAAGCUAAUUUUAUUUUAAUCAUUAUUAUUAUACAUUUGUAGUUUUAAUUUUAUAGACAGAUUUCAUUAAUAUAAACAGAAUUAAAUAAUUAAUACUAGGGUACUGUAGUUAUUACAAAUUUUUAUUUUUGAAUAAUAUAUUUAUUUAGUAUUCUUUAUCUAAAUAUA
Rhizophagus irregularis DAOM 181602=DAOM 197198 is the source of this 2493-nucleotide messenger RNA. Lineage: Eukaryota; Fungi; Glomeromycota; Glomeromycetes; Glomerales; Glomeraceae. The record is from RefSeq and is a predicted model, not a curated record.